Rhizophagus irregularis DAOM 181602=DAOM 197198 is the source of this 3981-nucleotide messenger RNA. The record is from RefSeq and is a predicted model, not a curated record. Lineage: Eukaryota; Fungi; Glomeromycota; Glomeromycetes; Glomerales; Glomeraceae.
AUGGGUGACUAUAAAAACAUAAAUUAUACAAAUAAUGAUAUCACUGAAAAGAAGGAAGUCUAUCAGAUUGAAAUUUCUCAAAAUGGAAAAUUUGCUGCUACAUUUGAUACGGCAAAUCUUCGGAUCAAAAUAUUGCAGAACACUGAUUAUCGUCCAUCUCAAUUCAAUAAGAAAAAGGUUAAUUCUAACAAUAAGAAUGAAUUUGAAACAAUCGCUCAUUUCAAAAUAAAAGAUGAUUUUACUAUUGAAAAGUUUUACAAAACAGACUCAAAAGAUAACGAUCAUACUGAAAAAAAUGAAACAAAAGCAUCUGAAUUAUAUAAAAAAGUAGAAGCAGCUUCUUCAGACAGUAACGAAACAACAGCAAAUAACGAGAAAAAAGGUGAUGAUCAAUUUAGAUGGUCUUUUGAUAUAUCGAAUAUGCACAAGAAUGAUGACAAGUACAUUGUUCUCGUCGCCAUAUCUCACACAAAAGUUGAUGAGGAUAUGAAAGAGACAAAGAAGGAAAAAGAUGAUAAAAAAUCUGAUUAUACAAGAGGAUAUCUUUGUAAAAAAAAAUUUAAACCAAUUGACGAACGUAUAUUACAAAGUAAAAAUACAACAAUUAUUAUAUCACAAGGAUCUAUAAGUGCCAUACCACUCAAUGAAAGUAAUAAAGGAACCGCUAUUUAUCGUAUUGAACUAAAAAAGGAGGAUGGAAAUGUGGAGGAGGAAAAUUACAUUCUUAGUGCUGUGACUUGUUAUUAUUCUAGUAACAUUUCAGGAAUAUGUAAUUUUGUGGAGGUUUUGAAUAAAGAUAAUUCAAAACAACAAUUAUACGAUUCUGAACUAAAAAGAUUUAUGAUAUUGAAUUUUCAUGGGAUAUAUAAUUUUGAAUUUAACGAUCAUUUUGAUUUUUUUAAUUUGAAUGAAAAAUUUGAAUAUCCGCAAAAUAUUAGACAUGAAUUAGAUAAUUGGUAUACAUUUAAGCGAUAUAAUGACUGCAUGAGGAGAUUUCUUUCGUGUAUUUGCGAUAAAUAUUUUUUGAUUGCACGAUAUAAAAAUGGCGCGCAAUCGCUUGAAGUUUAUAAUCUGGAAAAAAUGGAACAUGUAACUGAUGCAAAACUAAUUGAAAAUACCGUGGAUCGAUAUAAUAAUUAUAUAUUUUCGGUUAGUAUGUUACAAUUUUGUUUUGCUCAAAUUAAUAUUAUCAAAUUAUUUUAUAUUGAAAAUGGAUUACAAAUCGCAUCAAAAAAAUUUAAUGAAAUAGAAAGAAUACAUCUAUUAGAAUUUAUUGAUAGUGAUGAAAAACUGUUUAUUAUAGGUGAAGAUUCGAAAAAAAAGAUUAAAGUUAUAAUUUGGGAUUUAUAUAAUACCGGCAAAUAUGAAUUAAUGGAGUUAAUGGAGUUAGACGAUUUUUCAAUUAAUAUAGAUGAUAUUUACACUCAUUUAGCCAUAACUUCGGGAAAUAUUUUAUAUGUCGAUGAUAAAGGAAAAGUUUCAUCGGUCCUUAAAAAAGUUGAAAAUAAAAUAAAGGAUAAAGAAGAUAAAAAGAAUAUCGAUAAAUUGGCAACUCGUACUACAGAUAAAGUUGAAAAUAAAAUAAAGCAUAAAGAAGAUAAAAAGAAUAACGAUAAUAACAAAACACUUGAAUUUACAAAUUUGGUUUAUAGAGAAACAUGUGUGUUUAGUGGUUGCGGAAAUGAAUAUGAAUGCCUAUACUAUAAAAAAAAUGGAACUGAAGAAGAAAUUUUAGGACUUAUUGUUGGUAGAUACACUGUUCAAAUUUGGCAUCAAAUCAGAGAUGAUAGUAAAAACAAAGAUGAUCUUCCUAACAAUGGAGAACCAUUUCUUGAAUAUAUAUGGUCAAAUCGUAUUCCAGUAAACCAAGAAAGGGAAAGAACAAAACUACGAAUUGAAAAUUUUAAAUGUGAAAUGAAUGACGGACCACAUGAUGAACUAAAUUUUCGUUUAAAGAUUUUUUGGUUUGAGAGAAAUGAUAGUUCAAAACCGGAAGAAUAUACAAAAAUGACAGAGCACGAAAUAAUAAAGGAAGAAGACGAUGAAAUAAAUUUUAUAGAAAAUAAAUUAAACCAGAUUAAUGAAUAUAAUGACCUAGAAGAGAAAGAGAGAAAAAGACAAGAAAUAAUAGUAAAGAAUUGUGUAAAGGUAAAAAUACGAGAAAAAGUAAUUCAACGAAAAGAUAUUAUUAAAAAAUCUCAUGCAGUAAGACACGCUUGCAAAGCAUUAGAACAUCUAAAAAAGCUACAUAAGAGUAAAAAUAUUACAGAUAAUUAUAUAUAUGAGGAGAUGGUUAAUUAUAUUGAACAUAUAAUUUGGAGAUUUGCUAAAUAUGAACCAGAAAAUUUUAGAUUACUAGAUGUUCGAUAUAAUCUUAUGAAAAGAUUAAUACUUUGUGACUGCGAUCGUUUAAUAAAAUUUAUAUUAUUUGGAGAUGAAGAAACCGCCGAAAAUAAAAUUGAUUAUAGACAUGUACCAAGCAAUAAAUCAUGGCCAGGAAAAGUGUUUUUAAAAGAUGAUGAUCUUGACUUCGACAAAAGAAAAGAUGGGCUAAAAGAAAAUAAAAGAAUCAAGCUAGAAAAUAAUAUGGAACUAGCAAUUUAUCAUUUUAGAGGCCGUGAACUUAAAGAUGCAAUUAUUGUUGCAUAUCUUUUGGAAUAUUAUUCUAGAAAUCCAACAAAUUGUGUGGAUUGGAUGUGUACUGUUUCUAAGGCAAUUCCUUUAUUAUUUGAAUAUAAUUAUGACGAUUUUGCCAAAAAGUUAUUUGUUAGAUGUUUUGCAGAUCAGUGUGACUUUUCAAGCCAAGAUCCUGAUGAAAUUAUUCCAAAAGAAUACCUAGAAAGUCACAAUAGUGAUAACAAAUUUAGAGCAUUCAGAACUAUGGUUAAACUUCUGAAGUCUGAUAAGUGUGAUAAAUAUAAGUGGUACAAUGAUUGGAUUCGUGCUAAAUUGAUAUCUUUUAAAACCAAAAUAUUUAAAAAUUAUGGAAGCUUCGAAAAGUCACCAUUAGCUUUACGUGUAGUUCCAUUUCCCGGCUUUACUAUAAACAGCAUUAAAAAGCAAAAAAGAGAGUAUAACUUUUUUGAAUUCAUUUCAAAUAUUAUUUUAUUUUUAUUUAUACCACGAUGGCACCGAGUCAAUCGAGAUGAAAAUUUUAUAUCUUCGUUUAAAAUCAGGUUUAUUCUACUUAGAGAUCCUAAAAACAUGAAAAUUAAAGAUUCUACAUAUAGUGGAAAUGUUACUAAUUCAUCAACGAAUGAGACACUUAAUAUUAAACUUAAGCCUGAUUUUGAUCCAGCAUCUAGUGAUAAUCCAUUUUCGUCUUUUAUUACGGCAGUAGAAGCUGCAUAUUUUUGGAUUAAUGGCAAUUGGGUUCAAAAAGAUAAAUUUGAUUUUUGGGCAGUUGAUUUAUUAACUUUGUUUGCUAGUAUAUUCCUCGUAAUUAUCUUACAAAAUAUCUUGAUUGCUUUUAUGAAUGGUGUAUAUUUAACAGCAGGAGCUAAAGGUAAACAAAGAUUAUUAAGAUAUCGAGCAAGUUGCAUAGUUUGUUUUGAAGGAUUAUAUCAUAUUCGUUUUUGGAAUCCUGAGCCUGAACCAAAAUACAUUCAUUAUUUUAGUCAAGCCAAAAUUUUUGGAGAAUGGUAUAAUACAAGAAAAGAUUAUGACAAGAAUCCUAUUUAUAAGGGUUUUGAAGGAAUGUCUAAAUUUAAAAGACGUGUUUACAAGGAAAUGGAUUAUGAUAAAUUUUCAAUUCUGAAAUAUUGGAAUAAUAAUAAAAAUACUAAAAUUAUAGAAGAUUUUAAAAAUGUAAGUAAUGGCUUUAAUGAUAGUAUUGAAAAUUUAAUUAAAAGAAAUGAAGGCAAAAGUUCAAUUGAUGAAUUCGAAGAAAUUUAUGAAGUCAAAAAUACGUUAGAAGUUGAAGUUAAAAAAUUUCAACUUAAAUUAGAGAAAUUGAGAAAUUUAAAAUUGUAUGAAAGUUGA